GAGAACAUGUCAGAUAAGACUCAGAUGCCGAGCAGGGAGCGCACCCUCGCCGGACGAAAAGAGAAAAUGGCUGUCGCAGACAAGAAUGCAGUCAACGGAAACACCACUGUGGAGCCUUUUCCAGAAGGCAUGGAGAUGAUCAUGUUUGGUAUGGGCUGUUUCUGGCAAGCAGAGAAACUUUUCUGGAGAGUUUCGGGGGUUUUCUCUACCCAGGUGGGCUUUGCUGGCGGCUUUACGCCCAACCCCACAUAUGAAGAGGUCUGCUCAGGUCUGACUGGACACACUGAGGUGGUGAGGGUGGUCUUCUCUCCCAAAGACGUCAGCCUUGUCGAGCUGCUGAAACUCUUCUGGGAGAAUCACGAUCCGACACAAGGUAUGAAGCAGCAUGCCGACGUCGGGACUCAGUUCCGUUCGGCCAUUUACACUUCCAGCGCCACUCAACAGGAGCUCGCUCUGAACAGCAAAGUGGCCUACCAGAAGGAGCUGGAGGCGAAGGGCAUGGAUGCCAUCGCAACAGAAAUAUUGGAGUUGCAGCAGUUGUACUACGCCGAGGACUACCACCAGCAGUACCCGAAGAAGAUACGCCAAGGCUAUUGCGGCCUCAAAGGCACCGGCAUUUCCUGCCCCGUCGGAGCGGGGAAAGAGGAGCCGUAA
Messenger RNA from Phycodurus eques (leafy seadragon), 654 nucleotides. It is a transcript of the gene msrab, whose product is annotated as methionine sulfoxide reductase Ab. Gene Ontology annotation, molecular function: peptide-methionine (S)-S-oxide reductase activity. Gene Ontology annotation, cellular component: cytoplasm. The transcript has 6 exons. Gene Ontology annotation, biological process: cellular response to oxidative stress. Bases 7 to 654 code for a protein of 215 amino acids. Lineage: Eukaryota; Metazoa; Chordata; Actinopteri; Syngnathiformes; Syngnathidae. The record is from RefSeq and is a predicted model, not a curated record.